UUCUUUUUAGGGACAGUUAGUUAAUAUUUUGAAAUGCUACUUGUUAGAUAGUAGUAGUGAAAAACAAAAGAAAUUCUACAAAAUCUUUGAGUUUCUUGAUUUAGUAAUAUAUGUGUGUGUUGAAUUGUCCAUGGUAGGUUUGUCAAACUAAACCUAUGCUGAAUAAAGAAAUUGUCACUCACACCACCCUCUCACAAUCUUUAUCAAGAAGUAAUUGGUGAUGAGAGCAAGAAGUCAAGAACAAUAUAUUGAAAUGAAUAAUUAAGAUUCAUUUCUUUUGUAAUAUAUUUGCUUGUUACCUAAGAUAUGCAAAUGUUCUCUACCCAAUGAAACAAGUUUUAUUCAGCUUUUAUUCUUUACUAUAAAGUUCCUCUAAUUUUCAUUUCUCGGCUGCCAUUUAUCUGCCUCUCUUUUAAGUCAAACUUAAUUAAUUAACAAAACAAAAAGAUGGGUCAAUCUCUGAAGAAAUUAACACCAGGAACUGAUGAAAAGAAGGCCAAAGAACUUGGUCCAAUUAUAGAUGAAUUCUAUGAAAAAAAUAUAAAAAAUAACUCGAAUGACUUCACGAAAUUCUACCGAGGAGUAUGCGAGAUAGUCGAGGAACUUAAUCGAAAGCUUGGAUACACGCAGUUUAAACUCCCGAAGCCCGAUGACCUUGAGAGGGCAUACAAAGAACAUCAUGAUGGAAAAGAGAAGCCGUUGACAAAAGCAGAAUUUCAAGAGAUUAUGAAAGAGAUGAUUAAGGAAUCAAGAUUCACUGGUGUAGGAGCAAAAGAAGCACUCUUAUACAUCUUUGGUGUUCCUGUUACUGCUCUGUUUGUCAAGCAGAGAGUGAUGCCUCAAGCAAUUCCAAAUGAAUUUUUCAUUCCAGGAAUCACUUCUGUCACUGUUUUAAUUCUUGCUGCUCUUAACAAGAUAUGAUUUAUAUAUUGCGAGUGUGACCAACCUAGCUACAAUGUGUUUAUUGCUUUGUAGCUUUUACUUUGCACUUUUGCAAGUGUACAACAUUAUUGUUUGAUAUUAAUGUAUCUAUCUAUAUGCUUUAAGGUUUGUCAUAAAAAAAAUAUAUCUUUAUGCUUUAAGGAUUAAUUUCAUAAUUA
Molecule: messenger RNA, 1100 nt
Organism: Trifolium pratense (red clover)
Lineage: Eukaryota; Viridiplantae; Streptophyta; Magnoliopsida; Fabales; Fabaceae
Exons: 4
Coding region: 448-921 (157 amino acids)
Source: RefSeq, a predicted model, not a curated record